CGCGACUCGUGCUGCAUUCUGGGAAAGCGGGAGAUACGGGUUAGAAAGGCGGAGUCACAAAAAUAAACGUUAAUAAAUAUAUCAUCACUUGAUUUAUUAGUGGAGCCAGCAACAUUACAUACUUUAAACUUUUAUUCUCCAAACGUAGCUUCUGUUAUCAAAGGGGAAACUUAAGAAGGGACACUGAGUGUUGAGGAUGCCGAAAGAUCUGACUGAAAGCCAUAGAAGAUUUUUGCAAGAAAUGAUGAAAUGUGGUAUAAUGGAUGUCUCAAAGUGCAAUUCUCUUUAUAAAAAAUGCUGUGAAAUACAUAAAGCCAAUUAUGUUCCUGAUAAACUGGAUGACUUUGUAAAUGAAAUCAACACUCCUCUACAACCGAUGUUCAUGCAUAUUAGAUGUGGAAUGUCUGAGGAAGAUGGACAACAGUAUUAUGCAUUGGUGAAUCUUGCUGAUACAGAAAUAACUAGGAUGGCAACAGAUUAUUCAGACAAUGAAUUAGAAUUGUUUAGAAAAGCUAUGGACUUCAUACUUGACUCUGACAAUGGAUUGGCUUCGUCAACUGAUAUUCUUAAUCUUGCAGACACUGUGCAAACAAAAAAAAUGAAAAAGAAAGAUGCAGAGCAAGUUUUACAAAGACUAGUCCAAAACAAAUGGCUUUGUGAGAAAAAUGGGGAAUAUUCAUUAAGCACCCGCUGUAUUAUUGAAAUGGAGCCAUACAUUAGAAAUGUUUACCAGGACUCAGUGUGCAACAUCUGCCACAAUGUAGCAGUACAGAGUCAGAUGUGUGAAAAUCCAUUAUGUGGAAUAAGAAUGCACUUCCCAUGUGUUGCAAGAGUCUUCCGAGGUCAACCAGAACCUCACUGUCCUGCUUGCAAGGACUUCUGGCCUCAUGAGAUUCCAGAAUUAAAUAUUUCACAAUCCCAGUUACCAGCACCGAGUCAGCCAGGGCCAUCUAAUGAAAAGGCAUCCAGAUACGGCAGGCCGAGAAGAUGAAGACCCUUCUUUACUCUUUGUUGUUUUUCAUUUAUACUCCGACAACUCCUUAGGCAAGGUAAAUUGUCUGUUUCAAAACACUUUCAUUCACAAGCCGUUCUUUUGUUGUACCUGUAUUGGGUAUUUUUAUAUUUUGUCAAGGCAAUAAAAAGGUAUUUUGUUUAUAAAUGUCUCAUUUUAGUAGUGAUGUUAAGCAGUAAUCUUCAGUUGAAUUUCAGAUGUAUUCAUUUAUUGUUAGCACUGAACAUCCAGACUCAAGCUGUAGCAUAAUCCUCCAUAUUGAGAUCUGCAACAAGAACAACUUCAAAGGAACUUUGCCUCAGCAAACACCUCCCAAGCCAUGUAAUAUAUCUAUAGUGGCAAGGUGGAUUUAUAUAUAUAUAUAACAGGUUUGUAACUUCUCUCAGACAGGGUGUGUUGAAAUUGAACAAAACCCUCUUAAAUACUGAUAAAUAUGAAGCAAUGCUGAUCCUACGCAUGACCUGUAAGAUAAUGGAGAGGGAAACUGUGGUUUCAACUGACAAAAGUCUUAAAUUAUUGUAUUUUUAACUUAUCAUAAAUGAUUAAAAUAAUUGAACAAAUAUUGAUAAAUUGAUACUCCUUUUUAAGCACUGUAAUAUGCAAUAGAUGAAAAAAGUUUAUUUAGCUGUACUGAUGAAGAAACUUGCUGGCAGCAUGUGUCAUAGCGCAGAUGACUCAGGACAGGACUGCGUUCACAGGACCUGCAUUCUUAUUGCCAAGCACAUUUUAGUUCAAAGACCUGUGAUUAAACUCUUUUUUCUGUGCAUGAUCUGUAUAUUAUACUGCAUUUUUUUUUUACUUUGCAAUGUAUGUUUAAUUGGUGAUUUAUGUAAAAAAUGCAAUAUAAAACAAAAAAUAUUGUGUCAGUUUAA
This is a messenger RNA of Polypterus senegalus (gray bichir), 1884 nucleotides long. It is a transcript of the gene nsmce1, whose product is annotated as NSE1 homolog, SMC5-SMC6 complex component. The transcript is spliced from 8 exons. Gene Ontology annotation, molecular function: ubiquitin-protein transferase activity. Gene Ontology annotation, biological process: double-strand break repair via homologous recombination; DNA damage tolerance. The coding region runs from base 197 to 991 and encodes 264 amino acids. Gene Ontology annotation, cellular component: Smc5-Smc6 complex; nucleus. The record is from RefSeq and is a predicted model, not a curated record. Lineage: Eukaryota; Metazoa; Chordata; Cladistia; Polypteriformes; Polypteridae.